AUGGUUUCUACUCUUCUUUCUGUGUCUUCGACCGUCUUUCCUCCAACUGCUACAUCUGGCCCUGAUUUCAUCCCAGAACCGACCGCUUUCAACCUAUCAAAGAGAGCUGACCACAUUCCAUCAAAUUUUUGCGGCUGGUUCUCGGGAUCAGGCUAUGAUCAAAGAUGGACAUACAAUGAUCCCUCGGUGACAUGCUUCUGGAACAGCGACGCCCAUUUUGUGGGCAAUGCAAUUCCGCCACAGACGGCGUGUGUAGGAGAAGCCCAAUGGAGCACCUGGUCCUGCAGUGGCUCUGGUUGUUCUUCGAGUGUUGCACGGUGUACCGGUACCCAGCCCUAUUGCGUAACCUUCUCCUAUGGCCCCAAUUACUUGUCGUUCGUAUGCUCGGAAAAGGAGGGCAUUGAGUAUCAAAUGGAGCCAUAUUGGAAAGGAUUUAGUGAUCCUAUCGUGUUUCCUGUUUACACUGGAUCAAACGGUGUCUCGACUGGAACACAGUAUCCGGCUGGAUAUCCCACGCCAUCUUCGACGACGAGCUCAAGCUCUAGCUCUAGCACCAGCACGACGUCCAACUCUGCUUCGAGCACGUCGUCGGCUACUUCAAACCCAUCCGAUCACCGCGGUAGUUCUGCACCCGUUGGGGCUAUUGUUGGUGGUGUCAUCGGUGGCUUGGCUUUUAUCAGUUUGAUCGCGGGUGCCAUCGUUUUCUUCCUCCUUCGCCGGAGACAGAGACCACGACCAGGACAACCUCAACAGCUGGCACCUGGUUUCCCACAAGAACCUCAACCACCAAACCCAGCCAUGAAUACGGGGCUGCCAUUGAAUAAAACGGCCCCAAUAAUCCCUGUCCUUGGCCAAGGUCCUCCACAAAGCCCCCGGCUCAACAGCCACCGCGCCACGAAAUCGAAACACAGUAUAACAAGCCCGAGUUAG
Messenger RNA from Penicillium subrubescens, 930 nucleotides. RefSeq lists its product as uncharacterized. The record is from RefSeq and is a predicted model, not a curated record. NCBI's taxonomy places the organism in Eukaryota, Fungi, Ascomycota, Eurotiomycetes, Eurotiales, Aspergillaceae. The transcript is spliced from 3 exons. The coding region runs from base 1 to 930 and encodes 309 amino acids.